Trypanosoma rangeli is the source of this 1560-nucleotide messenger RNA. RefSeq lists its product as uncharacterized. Gene Ontology annotation, molecular function: protein binding. Bases 1 to 1560 code for a protein of 519 amino acids. NCBI's taxonomy places the organism in Eukaryota, Euglenozoa, Kinetoplastea, Trypanosomatida, Trypanosomatidae. The transcript has a single exon. The record is from RefSeq and is a predicted model, not a curated record.
AUGCGCCGUGCGGGCCCCUCUGCCUGUGGGCGCCUCUUCUUUGACGCACUUGCCGGCAUCCGGAGCUCUGGCCAUGCGAGUAGCAUGCAGCACCGCUGCGCCUUGCUGCCACCCGUAGACCGCAUUGGGGGGGCAGGCGAAACAAGUCUUCCCCGCACACCGUACCGUUUUGCUGUGAAAGACGAGGAACGGGGCUUGUACGACCACGGUCUCACCCCUGACGCACGGCUUUUGAUGGCGGAAGCGGAAGCACAGUACAAGGCGAGUGCCGACUACUUACAUGCACCACCGGGUGGUCUGGCCCCUGCGGAGCUGCACUUGGAUGCGGACGGAGAGACGGUUUCGUGCAUUGCCGCCCCCUUUGCGGAGGAGUAUGUGCCAUCGCACAAGGAACGUUACGCCCAUCGUGGGCAUGUGGGCGAACUCAGCAUGCAACGUGUGGCGGAGCCCAAGUUUUUAUUGAAUGCACACGCGGAGUUAAACCUGCGCAAGGAACGCCAGUUGUGCGAGGUGAUGUCCUCCCCAAUGCCGUCGCUCCAAAAGGCAGGGGAGGUGGAGCGUUUGCUGUAUGAUUUUUACCUCCAGCAGUUUGCCGUCUCGUCCCGCAAUGUUGAGGCCAUCAUUGCAUUGUGGGCCCAAUGCAGCGUGGAGGAACGCCUUGCAGGACAUGCACAGGUGCCGCAGUUGACGUCAUCUACUACUGCUGGGGGAAGUCGUGUUGAUUCCGUAGCAGCAGUCGAUGCGGUGCCAUUUUUGCCUGCCAUGAAGCGACUAUACUUUCACGCCCGUCAGACGCACGUUGCUCCCACACCGCUGGUUCUUGAAUGUCUCAUGACGACGUUGGCAGCUGCGAGUUCACCAGACAGUCGUGUCUUUCACUUCUCCAAUCGUUUGCUCCUAGACGCUGACAAGUAUGUUGUGCUGCCAACUCGCACGACGUAUGCUGCGUUUUUUGCCAUCUGCAGUCUUCAUAACGCUAUGUCCUUUGCCGUGGUACGCUUCAAGGAUGCUGUGGUGAGUCUGCACGUUGCCGUGGACGCCACUAUGGCGACAGCGCUUCUGAAAGGGCUCUGUCAGAAUGGAUUAGUGGAGGAGGCGCUUGCGCUGUUGGCUCGCAUUGAGCACGUUCCCUUGGACGUCCAGCUUCUUAAUGCCACCAUAGAAGUACUUCUUCUUUCUCCACAACCGCAGGCAUGCUUUUCUGCGUUUGAUGCGACACAGUCGUGCUCUGUGCGGCCGAAUGCAGAGACGUAUUCGCUUCUCCUUCUCGCAUGUGAACGUUCAGGCCUUUGGUGCCGAACCACCGCCAUCCUCGCCGACAUGCAGCGACGUCGUGUGAAGGGUGACACCAAAACGCUUAAUUUGCUACUGAAGGGACUUCUUACGGAGCGACUGCACGACUACGCCCGCCAGCUGUAUGACACGAUGGUGACGAAGAAGGUGGAGGUGUGGCCUGCCUUGGAAUCUCACAUGCGCCUUCCAGGAAAGCAUAAGAGUAGGAGGAGGCCGCAGCAACCUUCCCGACCGGACUCACCUGCUCGCACCUCAGAGCCGUGCUGA